AUGCCCUUUGGGGGCAUGUUUUCAGCGUAUGUGACGGCGCACUGCCGUCCUGCAGAGUUUGCGCAUGGGGAGCUGUUUGAAAUUUUGGAGGACGACAAGUAUCUUCCGGAAGACGUCGUGAGGGACAUAUCCAAGCAGCUCGUGCGGGCGCUGCACUACCUCCACAGCAACAGGAUCAUCCACAGGGACAUGAAGCCACAGAACAUCCUGGUCGGAGCGGACGGAUGCGUCAAACUCUGCGAUUUCGGCUUCGCCCGAGCCAUGUCGUGCAGCACCAUGGUGUUGACCUCCAUAAAGGGCACGCCCCUGUACAUGGCGCCAGAGCUCGUCCAGGAGCAGCCGUACACCCACACGGUGGAUCUUUGGUCCCUGGGGAUCAUUCUCUACGAGCUACACACGGGCUACCCGCCCUUCUACACCAACAGCAUUUACUCCCUCAUCCACCACAUCGUACGGGAUCCAGUCAAGUUCCCCGCCAACAUAUCACCCGAGUUCAAGUCGUUCCUGAAGGGCCUGUUGCAAAAGAAGCCCUCGGACAGGCUGGGAUGGCCCAAGCUGCUGAGCCACCCAUUCGUGGCGGAGACGCAGACAGAGAAGCUUAAGCGGGAGAAGGCGCUGGCGGACGCCAUGAGUGACACGGAAGGGGUCCGUGCGUGGAAGGGAGAAGAUGGAGCAAUUGCUGGUGCGGCACAGGCUGCGGCCGCCCGUUCCCACUGCACCAGCCCUCCCACGCCAGCCACACCAGAGCCUCGAGCAGCGCAUACACCCGUCUUCGGUCGCUCUGCAGGAGCAGCACCAAGACGGAACCCCUUCACCGGACUUCCCAGAGAGGGCGAAUCAGGUACCAAUCGAAGGGACUUGACCCCCGCAGUCUCUAACGGCUCAGGAGGCGCAUCUCAUUCUCGGAGCCCCAGGAGCCCUCAAAGCGUGACUGCACCCUCGUGCCUUGCCUCACCGACAUCGGGGCGGUCUACCCAUGGCGAUGCGGCGGAGCGCCAACCCCCGGGAGCAGCUCACGGAGCCCUGGAGGUGUCGCCUGCGGCAUCGGAGAGGUCCGCAAACGGCAUGAACCAAAGGCCCGAGGAGGGAGAAACACGUCACAUCAAUAAUUCGUGCACAUCGAGUGAACAACGCCAUGAAGAAGAGCUCCGAAAUCUGGGGAGCUUGUUGCCAAGCCUGGAAGCCAGUGCCGCUACACCUGAAGGGUGCAUGGGUCUGUGGGACGACGAGUGCGGUGUUAGAAUGAUAAUGUCGCAUCUUCAAGCUCCUGCCACCGAGUCUCCAAGACUCCGGUGGAUCCGCUCCUCGGAUCUGCGAAGGCUGCUGAAGGUGGCUGGCAGACUGCUGCAAUUCCGGAAGGAAACUCCGGAAUCGGAUCGAUUGGGCUGCGCAAUUGCCGACAUUGCACGACAGAGUCUGCAAGUAGAUCCACAGGCAAUCGAAACGACUCUCGCUGUCCUUCAAGCCAUCAGGCAAGCGGAGGCGGGUGAGCAAUUGGCAAAUGGCAGUUUAGUUCAUGGGAUUCUCAUUUGA
Messenger RNA from Ostreobium quekettii, 1533 nucleotides. The record is from the annotation of a GenBank genome assembly. Lineage: Eukaryota; Viridiplantae; Chlorophyta; Ulvophyceae; Bryopsidales; Ostreobiaceae.